CGCUGAUCAGCGUCGCCAGCACCAGCCACUCGUCAUGACCGACAUCUGCACAAACGGAGAAAAAUAUGUUGGUGAUAUCAAAGGAGGGAUGAAACCAGCCAUGAAGAUCACCAUCAUGGGAGUUGUAGACGUCAGACCCAAGAGCUUUACAGUCAGUUUGCUGUGCAGUCCCGAAGAUGCGGAGGAAGACGUGGCUCUUCUACUGACAGUCAACUUCCAAGACAGAUCUAUAAUCCGAAAUGCCAAGUUUGCAGGAAUUUGGGUUGCAGAAGAGAAAAAAAUUCCAUAUUUUCCCUUCACUCCUGGAAACAACUUUAAGGUCUAUGACAUUGUUCUCCAGGUCCCAGUAACAGCAGCUGGUUUAUCAUAUCAUAUGACAUCUUCACAAAAUAUAAGGAAAAAUAUGAAUAUCUCAUGGGAUUAUAGGAACAUGGGUUGGGAUGUUUGA
Molecule: messenger RNA, 448 nt
Organism: Bufo bufo (common toad)
Lineage: Eukaryota; Metazoa; Chordata; Amphibia; Anura; Bufonidae
Product: galectin-related protein-like
Exons: 4
Coding region: 35-448 (137 amino acids)
Molecular function (GO): carbohydrate binding
Source: RefSeq, a predicted model, not a curated record